GUCAGGGGGCGGCGGGUGUGCGCGGGGACGGGCGGCCGUUCAUUCCGGGAGCCGCGCCCAGCGCAUCCCCACCUGCGGAGAUGGCUGCGGGCCCUGCGGAACUCAAGAUAGUUUACACUUGAAGGGUACUUGAACAAAUCUAGAACACCUGUUAACUUGAGUCAAGCUGGAAUUCAUGUGAAAAGCUGAGCAUUUGCUUCCUGGCUGCAGGGAAAAGAUUCUGCUUUCAGUUAUCGGAGAUGGUGAUUUGAAGAAUCAGGUUUCCGAUAUGAACAAAGGAAAAACAUCAUCUGAAAAAAGUGUUUCCACCAGUUCUCGGACUAUGUCUCUGCUGUCACAGCUGGAGAAGAUAAAUUUGGACUCUGUAUUAGGAGAAGCAGACAAUGCCAGAUAUGUUACCUCAAAGAUCCUUCAUCUGGUUCAGAGUCAAGAAAAAACCAGGAAGGAGAUGACUUCUAAGGGCUCUACUGGAAUAGAAGUUAUCCUGUCAACCCUAGAGAAUACAAAAGAUCCUCAGACUAUUCUUAAUAUAUUGAACAUUCUCAUUGAGGUAGUCUCAGUUGGUGGUGGUCGGAGAGCAGGCGUCUUAGUCACUAAAGGAGGGACACAGAUCUUACUGCAGCUGCUUUUGACUGCCAGCAAAGACUCUCCACCAAAUGAAGAAUUAAUGGUGCUUCUUCAUACUCUUCUAGCAAAAAUUGGUCCAAAAGAUAAAAAGAUUGGCAUGAAAGCAAGAAUUAAUGGUGCCCUAAAUAUAUCAUUGAACUUAGUGAAGCAGAAUUUGCAGAACCCCAAGCUAAUAUUGCCAUGUCUUCAAGUAUUAAGAGUUUAUUCAACUAACUCUGUAAAUGCAGUGUCCUUGGGAAAGAAUGGAGUGGUAGAACUGAUGUUUAAGAUCAUUGGCCCUUUUACUAAAAAGAACACUAGCCUUAUGAAGGUUGCAUUAGAUACACUUGCUGCAUUGCUAAAAUCAAAAACAAAUGCCAGGAGAGCAGUAGACAGAGGAUAUGUCCAGGUGCUUUUAACGAUUUAUGUUGAUUGGCACCGUCAUGAUAGUCGACACAGAUACAUGCUGAUACGGAAAGGAGUUCUACAGUGCAUUAAAAGUGUUACAAACAUCAAAUUGGGAAGAAAGGCAUUCAUUGAUGCCAAUGGGAUGAAAAUUCUUUACAACACUUCACAAGAGUGCCUUGCAGUAAGAACUCUUGACCCCCUUGUCAACACAUCCAGCCUAAUAAUGAGAAAAUGUUUUCCUAAAAAUCGUCUUCCUUUACCAACUAUAAAAAGUGCUUUCCAUUUCCAACUCCCAGUUAUUCCUUCCAGUGGUCCUGUGGCUCAGCUGUACAAUUUGCCUCCUGAUGUGGAUGAUGUAGUGGAUGAAAGUGAUGAUAACGAUGAUGCUGAAACAGAAUCAGAAAUCGAAACUGAAAAUGAUGACGACAAGGACCAACAUUUUAAGAAUGAUGAUAUUGAAACUGAUAUUAAUAAACUGAAACCUAGACAAGAAUUGGGAAGACCCCUUGAAGAACUGAAAAUGUAUGAGCAAUUUUUCCCAGAACUUUCAGAAAACUUUCAGGAAUAUGACUUAAUUUCCAAGGAACCAAAGCCUUUUGUACCUGAUGCAAAUCUGAGUGGACCUAUUGUUGUUCCUACAGCAGGAGAGGAGCACUCUGCUGAAGCAAACCAGUCCACAAAAGGAGUUGCUUUGAAGGAGAGCAAUCCUUUAUUGACAGAGGAAUACAAUAGAAGGCCAGCCUUUCUGGAACUACCAAAGAAAGAUAAUAUCAAAGACAGUAGUUUACAUCAGCAAAAUGAUCAAAGAAACCUGCUUCCCUCAUGUCAGUGUCUAAGCCAAGAAAUUGUGAAAGGCUUGGACAGAAUCAGUCUGCAGAACAGUGCAAAAAAUGAUCAGUGUUAUGGUACAGGGUGUGUAACAAAGAAGGAAAGCAAACCUAGCCUUACCCCUCUUGCUUCUAGUAAACCUUGUGGCCAUGUUUCACCCUGUGGAAGUAGUCUCUUUGAAGGAUCAUCUGUUCAGCUGGGAAAACUUUGCUGCACUGGAGUGGAUUCAGAGGAGGAGGAGGAUUCCAGAUCUAGUUCAUCAGGGGAACAAGUCAUGCUUGAGGUUUCUGAUGUAUCACCAGUUCAUGACUGUGAUCUUUACAUUGAAAUGGUAAAAAACACAAAAUCUAUUCCUGAAUAUUCAGAAGUGGCCUAUCCAGAUUAUUUUGGCCAUAUUCCACCCACAUUUAAGGAGCCUAUUCUGGAAAGGCCGUAUGGGGUGCAGAGGACAAAAAUCUCUCAAGAUAUUGAAAGACUGAUUCAUCAAAAUGACAUUAUAGACAGAGUUGUGUAUGACCUUGAUAAUUUGAGUUGUUCAGUACCGGAGGAAGCAGAUGUUUUGAAGUUUAAUUCCAAGUUUGAAUCUGGAAACCUGCGGAAAGUUAUUCAGAUCAGAAAGAAUGAGUAUGAUCUAAUACUGAACUCGGAUAUAAAUAGUAAUCAUUAUCAUCAGUGGUUUUACUUUGAAGUCAGUGGAAUGAAAACUGGCAUUGGUUACCGGUUUAACAUCAUCAACUGUGAAAAGUCAAACAGUCAGUUUAACUACGGUAUGCAGCCCCUCAUGUAUUCUGUUCAAGAAGCAUUAAAUUCUCGACCAUGUUGGACUCGUGUUGGGACAGAUAUUUGUUACUACAAGAAUCACUUUUCAAGAAGUUCAAUUGCUGCUGGAGGUCAAAAAGGGAAAUCUUAUUACACAAUUACAUUCACAGUGACUUUCCAACAUAAAGAUGAUGUCUGCUACUUUGCUUACCAUUAUCCAUAUACAUACUCAACUUUAAAGAUGCAUCUUCAGAAGCUGGAAUCUAUGCACAACCCUCAACAGAUAUAUUUUCGACAAGAUGUUCUCUGUGAGACCCUGGCAGGCAACAGCUGUCCCUUAGUCACUAUUACAGCCAUGCCAGAGUCCAAUUACUAUGAACAUAUCUGUCAGUUCAGGAAUCGUCCUUACGUUUUCCUAUCCGCUCGUGUACAUCCUGGAGAGACGAAUGCAAGCUGGGUCAUGAAGGGAACACUGGAAUACCUUAUGAGUAAUAAUCCAAGUGCCCAAUGUUUACGAGAAUCUUACAUUUUCAAAAUUAUUCCUAUGCUCAAUCCAGAUGGCGUCAUCAAUGGAAACCACCGUUGCUCUUUAAGUGGAGAAGAUUUAAACAGACAGUGGCAAAAUCCAAAUCCAGAUCUGCAUCCCACUAUUUACCAUGCUAAAGGGUUACUGCAAUAUCUGGCUGCUAUAAAACGUUUACCUGUGGUUUACUGCGAUUAUCAUGGUCACUCUCGUAAAAAGAAUGUAUUUAUGUAUGGCUGCAGCAUCAAAGAGACAAUGUGGCACACAAAUGUUAAUGCUUCCUCUUGUGACCUGAUGGAAGACCCUGGUUACAGAGCACUCCCCAAGAUCCUGAGUCAAACUGCCCCAGCAUUCUGCAUGGGCAGCUGCAGCUUUGUAGUGGAAAAGUCUAAGGAAUCUACAGCACGAGUUGUUGUCUGGAGAGAGAUAGGAGUACAAAGGAGCUACACAAUGGAAAGCACGUUAUGUGGAUGUGACCAGGGCAAAUAUAAGGGAUUGCAGAUAGGGACAAGAGAACUGGAGGAGAUGGGAGCAAAGUUCUGUGUUGGCUUACUGCGUUUGAAAAGAAUGGCCUCUCCUUGGGAAUACAACCUGCCUUCUAGUCUGUUGGAUAUUGAAAAUGAGCUGAUUGAAUCAAGCUGUAAAGUGACAAGCCCCACUACAUACGUUUUGGAUGAAGACGAGCCUCGCUUUCUUGAAGAAGUUGAUUACAGCGCAGAGAGUAAUGAUGAUCAAGACAUUGAGUUAGCUGAUAAUGCGGGUGAUUAUGAGGCAACUAACCAAGAAGAUGGACUUUCAGACUCAGAUUCAACAAGGAUACUCCUUUCUUGAAUGAUCUUUGCAGCUGGUAAUAGGAAAUUAAGUGUCCUGGAUUUUCAUAGUCACAAACUUCCUCACUUUUAUCUACCAAGGGGAUAUGUUUAAGCAAACACAAAUACUGGGCCCUGCCUAGCUCAAGGACAAUAAAUAUUUCUGAUAAAUUUGCAUUUGUUUUAUUUAAGGAGUUCUGUGUUUUCUUUUAGCACUAAAUAGAUAAAUUUAUUUACCAGUUCAUUUUCUACUAAGUAGCACCGCAUGGCAUUUUGUGUCCUACUUUCAGAAAAUUGGAUUAAAAUUUCUGGUGUGUCAGAGUACAGAAACUAAGUAUUUGUGGUGCGGUUCUUCAAGUUGCUUCCUGAAAAAUAUAUAUGUACAGAUUUUCUAAAUUAAUUUGUGUAUGUGUGUGUAUAUGCGCAUGUGUAUACUGAGGUAAAGAGGUUAUUUUUCAACAUUAUUUCAAAGAUACUUGAUUGUGUUUAAAGUAAUGUAGUGCCUGCUCUGGAACCAUUCAAUAAUUACUAAAUUAAAAAUGAAGAAGUGAUGUAUGAAUUGUUGCACUUGUUUCUUGCUUCUGAUGAUUAUAUGGUUUUGCCACAGUACUACAUGAAAAUAUAUAAUUGUUCACAGUUCAGGAGUUUUGCACAGUGACUUAUGCAGCUUGUGCUUACAAGAACUAUACACUUGUAUAAAACUCUUUCCCAUAAAAUAGGCACGGUCUAAUAUGAAGAGAUUGGGUUUGUUAAGUGUACAUGACUACAAGAAGUGGUUAGACACAUACACUGUAUGUCUGUUCAGCUGCUCAGUUGCUCAGUUUUUCUCGUUCAGUAUGCACGUAGUGAAAAAGAGUUCAGUUUACUGGGGGCACAUUAACUAUAUACCCAAUUCAAGUGCUUUAAGAGGGGAAAGUGCAUUUUGGUUUAAACAUGUUUUGUGUGGUCUGAAUCCAAUGUUUACUCUGCUCUGAGAAGGAUAUUAGACUGUAACUUCCUGAGGUCUCUCCCAGCCUAAAUAAUUCUGUGAUUCUGUAUUCUUCACCUUUAAAGUCAAGCUGUCAGGCAUAGGAUUUACACGUUAUCCUCUUUCCCUGUCAUCUACUAAUUCUCACUGCCUCUGCAGUGAGAAUAAGACCUAACAGAGAAACGAAGUUGUACCCUGUUGUUUACAGACUGACAUGUUUUGCAAUGAAAAAUAUUUUUCCAAAAUUAUUUUUACUUGGUGUGACCCAGUUGUGGCAUUCAUUUUCUGCUGCAUGUGCAAGAGCAUGAAGAAUAACACUUCUAAGUUACAGUAGGUUUUUAACUGAUAAGAACAUUGUGUAUGUUUACUGUCACAAAUAAAACUGUAUUUUGGAGGGGGAGAGUGCCUUUGGUAGAAGGGUAAAAAAAAAAAUAAAUUGAAGAUAAUUAAAUGUUUCAGUAUGGAGAUGGAUUUUGACCAGGAUCUGCUGUUUUGUAUGCAGCAUUUGUUGAUGAUGCCUCUACAUGCCAUCCUGAUUCUGAAACUGGGGAAGGGUUUUUAAUCCCUUGUGAUAUGCGACUGUAUUUUUAUUUAAAAGCUUAAAUUUAUAUUAAUAACCACAUAGUUUUGAGAUGUAAGAGUACAAUGGGAACAUUUACGUUCUUGUCCCUUUAUAACCCUUAUUGAAAAUUGUAAUUCCUUAUGUUCUGUACUGUGAAUAAGAAAUCUUAUUUAAUAAUUAACCCUGUUGAAGAGGAGCCCUCUGCAUUGAAACUGUAAAGGAAUUUGGGAAUCUGCCAAAGAGAAGGAUUAACGUUGCCACAGAAUUUGGACUGUCUUUAAGUCAGCCCAGUGAGAGCAGAGCAGAAAGUUUAUAUUGCUGUGUCAGUCUUACACUAGUUACCUGCAUAAAUAGAUCUUCAUCCUUAAGGACUCGUACUGCAGUACCUUACAUAAAUAAUUUUAACUUAAAUUUCAUGGGGUGCAGGAUGCCACAUGUUAGUUAACCCCAUUGUGCAUUUCUCCUUAGUUUCAUAUGAGUCUGUAUUAAUCCUGGAUAUUUUCAUAAUACAGGCAAGACUAGAAAUGUACUUCAUUCGUUUAGGAAGAACUAUGGCUUAGUACUACAAAAUCAUCUUUUCAUCCUGAGUAAAUGUGCAUACACGUUCUUCUCAUGUCUUCUGUAGCUUUUAGUCUGUGCAAGGAAGGAGUUAUGAAUGACUUAUAUGAUGGCUCAGGAUAACAGGCACUUUUCCUAAAACAGUAAUGUGGCGUUUGUACAUCGAUGCUCUUACGCAUUAGAUGAGACGCACGCGUUUGACUGGAUGAGAUGUGGGUUUGGCAGCUGUGGGUCUAAACUUCUACCAGUGCAGUUCCCAUGCAAGAGUGAAACUUUGUCCUUCACCUUACAGGGGGUUGAAAAUGCAAAGGCCAUUCCCUCUGACACCUUCUGUGUCACUUCUUAGCGUGCCUUCCGAAAGGCGGCGUCUCCGUCCGUGCUCACAGGGAAGCCAGUUGGUGGGGAGAGCUGCCACAGUGGGAGCUGCUUCACUCGGUUCAUCCCUUCUCUACCCCGUGCUGGCAGCAGUGCUGGGAGACACACACUGGUAUCCCCUCUUAUCUCUUUUGGUGGGAAGUCUGGUGUUUAGCUGAAAAUGGAACAGCUGAAGCUUGAGCACGCGCUCCGUUCUGUUACUGUGGCAUUCACCCCAAAUAAAUGGGCAGAAUGGAUAGCAAAGAAUGGCAGCUUCUUGAACUGUCAUAAAUCAGUCACCUGUACCAGACAAUCAGCUGUCUUUAUGCUUUGGCAUUCCAGUGCGUUUCUGUUUUUAAAUGAUGCUGUUUACUAUUAAAGCAUGACUGAUCUUGCAUAAGAAGAGAAGAUGUUCUUACCCCUUUUUCCAGUAAUAACACCAAAUAAGGUUAUAAACAAUAGUUACAUCUGUGUUACCUACUGUAAUUGCUGGGUGGUUAAUUACUUUAUUUCCCUUUCAGGUAUAAUUCAAGUUGCAGCACAAAUUUUGGUAUUGUGUCUUGACUGGUGACAUCCUCUGGUGUAAUGUAACUUACAGCUAAGACUGCAGUUUGUGCUAAAAUCUAGCCUGGUCAUUUUUGUAGGUGGAUUGCUUUAUCAGCCUGACUUAGCAGGGAGAACUGGUUUGAAUCUCAAAUUAAGACUGCAGCAGCAGCAAACACUGUUCACAAAAUGCACAAAUUCAAGGUUUCAGAUAGGUUCUGUUGUAAUGCUGUGAUAGGUAUAAUUGUUGCAGUGUUAUUAUGCAUGCCCCAAAUAACAGUACUGAUUAAUAAAAAUACAUAAUAAAGAAUUAAUUGCAAUCA
This is a messenger RNA of Calidris pugnax (ruff), 7240 nucleotides long. It is a transcript of the gene AGTPBP1, whose product is annotated as ATP/GTP binding protein 1. The coding region runs from base 269 to 3955 and encodes 1228 amino acids. Lineage: Eukaryota; Metazoa; Chordata; Aves; Charadriiformes; Scolopacidae. The record is from RefSeq and is a predicted model, not a curated record. Gene Ontology annotation, molecular function: metallocarboxypeptidase activity; zinc ion binding. The transcript is spliced from 27 exons. Gene Ontology annotation, biological process: proteolysis; protein side chain deglutamylation; C-terminal protein deglutamylation.